Molecule: messenger RNA, 1119 nt
Organism: Periophthalmus magnuspinnatus
Lineage: Eukaryota; Metazoa; Chordata; Actinopteri; Gobiiformes; Gobiidae
Product: olfactory receptor 2AT4-like
Exons: 2
Coding region: 1-1119 (372 amino acids)
Biological process (GO): G protein-coupled receptor signaling pathway
Cellular component (GO): membrane
Molecular function (GO): olfactory receptor activity; G protein-coupled receptor activity
Source: RefSeq, a predicted model, not a curated record
AUGCUUGUAAAUCUGACACGACGAGACCACUUCACUCUUCUGGGGUUCCCUGGACUACACCCUCAGUAUUAUGGUCCUGUGUCUGCUGUGAUGUUCUUUGUCUAUAUUGCAAUUGGUUUUGGAAACAUUUUUAUUUUAGUUUUUGUCAUGUGUGAGAAAAAAAUUCAGAAACCAACAUAUCUGAUCUUCUGUCACAUUGCACUCAGCGACUUGACUUUUGGAACUGUCACUCUCCCAAAGAUUAUUGCCAAGUACUGGUUUGGCAACAGUCUCAUCUCAUUCUAUGGCUGUUUUGUUCAGAUGUUUUUUAUUCAUUAUUUGGGAUCUGUUCAGUCUUUUAACCUGAUGGUGAUGGCCCUGGACCGGUUCAUAUCCAUUUGUCUUCCAAUGCGUUACCCUGUCCUCAUUUCAAACACUGUUGUGUCCGUGCUCUGUGGGAUUUCCUGGUUUAUUCCACUACCAAUAAUGAUUACAGUAGUUCUGCAGACAGUGUUUUUACCUUUUUGUAAAUCUAAUGUAAUUGCUCAAUGCUACUGUGACCGUAUAUCUAUAAUAAGUCAGACAUGUGCUGAAAACAUUCUGUCACUUAAUACAACUGCCGUAUCUUUAGCCAUGUUCUGCCUUCUGCUUCCACUGGCAUUCAUUCUAUUCUCCUACACUUCUGUCAUUGUAGUGAUUUUGAAAAUGACAAAUGCAAAGGGACGUAGAAAGACAUUUUCAACAUGUACUUCACAAAUAUUAAUUACAUGUUUGUUUUAUCUGCCAAGAUGCUUUGUGUAUCUGUCAAAUUUUAAAGGUUUUUCCUUCAGUUUAGAUUUUCGAAUCCUUCUCAUAAUGCUGUACGGUCUGUUGCCUGCAGCUGUGAAUCCAGUCAUAUAUUGUUUCAAAACACAGGACAUCAAGCAAUCCUUAUUCAUGAAACUGCACCGGACUAGAAUCAGUAUAGAGCAGAGAGGAUUUACCAUGAAUAAAAUCCUCUCACGGGUGGUGGGUCCACAUGAGGACGGCCCCACGUCAGUCGGGCUGUGCCCAGCCGGGACCCGUGGAAAAAGGCCCAGCCACCAGGCACUCACUGUCGAGCACCCACCCCAGGCCUGGCUCCAGGGUGGUGCCCUGUAA